Molecule: messenger RNA, 1122 nt
Organism: Lasiodiplodia theobromae
Lineage: Eukaryota; Fungi; Ascomycota; Dothideomycetes; Botryosphaeriales; Botryosphaeriaceae
Product: NGG1p interacting factor 3 NIF3
Exons: 6
Coding region: 1-1122 (373 amino acids)
Cellular component (GO): mitochondrion; cytoplasm
Source: RefSeq, a predicted model, not a curated record
AUGAGCUCCACCGUCACCUCCGCGCCUUUCUCAAGGGCUGUGGUCAAUGCCAUGCGCAAGCUCUACCCCGAGGCGCUGGCCGACAAGAGUUGGGACAACACCGGGUUGCUCCUUGAGGCGCCCUUCGACCCGCUCAGACGCAACAAGAACUCGGUCCUCCUCGCCGUCGAUUUGACCCGCGCCGUUGCGGACGAGGCCAUUGAGCGGAACGCGUCCAUAGUCGUGGCCUACCAUCCAAUCAUCUUUAGAGGCCUCAAGUCGUUGACUCUCGCCAACAGCCAGCAGCAGUCCUUGCUUCGGUUGGCCGCAAAGGGCAUUAGCGUCUACUGCCCCCACACAGCCGUGGAUGCCGCGCCCGGUGGCCUGGGCGACUGGCUUGCAGAUGUCGCGACUGGGAGCCUGGUCGACGCUUCGGAGCAGUCCUCGCUCAAGAGCGCCCAACCUUCACCUCUACCGGCAGGAUCGUCCGAGCAGGCCGACCCUUUUGUGGAUAAGAGGCCGCUGUACAUGCUGCGGCACCACCCUUCACAGAGCGGAAGCUCUCUGAGCAUCAAAGACCUAAGACUUGGAAAGACGGCGCACACCCGCCAGGUGAUCACCCCUGUGACUGGCGUUCCGGGAGUCGAGGGCGCCGGCAUGGGCCGCAUUGUGCGUUUCGAGACGCCUCAGACACUGACUUCCAUCAUCGAGCGCAUCGGCCAAGGUUUGGGCGACCCCAAAGGAUUCCCCAUCGCCAUUCCUCAGGGCAGCUCUGUCAACGACAUCAAGGUGUCGAGCAUAGGCAUCUGCGCCGGUAGCGGUGGCUCGCUGUUCUCAGGCAUCGAUGUGGAUCUGCUCUUCACAGGCGAGCUUUCUCACCACGAGGCGCUCGCUGCCAUCGAGAAGGGCCAGGUCGUCAUCACUCUGUUCCACUCAAACACCGAGAGGGGCUUCCUGCACAGCGUCAUGAAGGACCAACUGCUGGAGAUGAUCCGGGACGAGUGGGAUUAUCUCAGGGCGGAAGAGAAAGGGAAGCCAGGCUUGGACGACAAGGAGAUUGAGGCCCUAGACGACGAGUCGAUUACGGUGGAAGUGAGCGAAAGGGACAGGGAUCCCUACGGAAUCAUCAUUGCGCAGGAGUAG